GCCAAGCCAACUCUGCUUGGGCGAGUAACAUGGUCAGUGAGGUGUUCCCUUGUUUGUCUGGAAGUAGCUAGCAAGCUUGCCAACUUUAGCCAGUGAGCUUGGGUGUUUGAUUGCCGUUGUGAUGUCAGAACUCUCGGAUCAACCCUUCUCCUCGGUCAGAGCUUCCAGUGUGCGCUCUAAACUGAUAAUUUAACAGCGAUCCGAAUUUACAAACGACCCCAGAGCGGCGCACUCUGACACACUGGAGACAAUUUACGAAUGCACCCUAAGUAGACCAGACCCAGCUUCUAUGGGAUACACACUCAGUUAUGUAGACCGGAACGGGCUUUUUCGGGUGGUAAUCUUUAUUUAUUCAUAAUCUUUGGUUUGCCAAGAAGAACCAAAGUUGAGAACUUGUAGUCAUUAAUUCAUGAACGUAUUGUAUUAUUAGCCCUGUGUUUAUUUGAUUAAUAUAGCUAGUUCUAUUGUACACACAAAAUGUUUGCGGGCCUGCCUGAGCUUGGGAUAUCUAAUGGCGAGGAUCUAAAAGAAACACUGACCAACUGCACAGAGCCUCUGAAAGCCAUUGACCAGUUUCAGACAGAAAAUGGCAUUUUGUUACCAACUCUUCAAUCAGCUCUUCCCUUCCUGGACCUUCAUGGAACUCCUCGGUUGGAGUUUCACCAGUCUGUCUUUGACGAGCUUCGUGACAAGUUGAUGGAGCGAGUCGCUACUAUCGCGGAGGGCAAGGAUGAGGACCGUUAUGGUAAACUUAAAGAGCUGCUGGAGAAGAGCUUUCCGCUGGUGAAGAUGCCUUCCAUUCAGCCAGUGGUCAUGCAGGUGCUGAAGCAUCUUCCAAAGGUACCAGAGAAAAAGCUGAAGCUUGUGAUGGCUGAUAAGGAACUGUAUAAGGUCUGUGCUGUUGAGGUGAAGAGGCAGAUCUGGCAGGAAAACCAGGCUCUCUUCGGAGAUGAGGUCUCGCCCUUGCUCAAGCAGUAUAUCGUGGCAAAGGAGGCAGCACUUUUCAGCAGCGAUCUCUCUAUUCUGCACAACUUCUUCAGCCCCUCCCCUAAAGCAAGACGCCAAGGAGAGGUAGUCUUGAAACUGACCCAGAUGAUUGGGAAGAAUGUGAAACUAUAUGACAUGGUGCUCCAGUUUUUGCGAACACUUUUCCUGCGUACUCGUAAUGUCCACUACUGCACCUUGCGUGCAGAGUUGCUCAUGUCCCUCCAUGACCUGGACAUCAGUGAGAUCUGCUCAGUAGACUCCUGCCACAAGUUCACCUGGUGCUUAGAUGCCUGUAUCCGUGAGAAGUUUGUGGAUGCCAAGCGAGCCCGGGAGUUGCAAGGUUUUCUGGAUGGAGUGAAGAAAGGACAGGAGAAAGUACUUGGGGACCUGUCCAUGAUACUGUGUGACCCAUUUUCCAGUAACACCCUGGUUUUGAGUACGGUCCGAAACCUGCAAGAAUUGCUAAGCCAGGAUGCUCUACCCAGAGACAGUCCAGACCUGAUGCUGUUACUCAGAAUGCUGUCUCUUGGACAAGGUGCUUGGGAUAUGAUUGACAGCCAGGUCUUUAAAGAGCCUCGAUUGGAACUGGAAGUUGUGACCCGUUUUCUCCCAGCCAUGUUGUCAGUACUUGUGGACGACUAUACCUUCACUGUAGAGCAGAAACUCCCUAGUGAGGAGAAGACCUCCCUCUCCUACCCUACAGCCCUGCCUGAUAACUUCAACAAGUACCUGCAGGAGAACAGGGUGGCUUGUGAGAUGGGUCUGUACUACGCACUCCACAUUGCCAAGCAGAGGAACAAGAAUGCCUUACAAAGGUUACUUCCCGCAUUGGUGGAGACCUACAAUGACAUGGCCUUUGGGGACAUCUUCCUGCACCUCCUGACAGCACACCUCACCUUGCUCUCUGAUGAGUUUGGGACUGAAGAGUUCUGCUCUGCUGUGUUUGAUGGCUUCCUCCUCAACUCUUUCUCCAGUAAAGACAAUGUCCACAGACACAACCUACGCCUGUUGCUUCACCUUCACCAGAAAGUGCUGCCAUCUUGUGUGGAGACCUUAGUGAAAACCCUGGAACCCUCAAAACAGAUCCUCUACGACUCUCCUAACGAUCGACUUGGACCUCUGUCACCUGUGAACAGAGCAGUGACCAGGUAAAGGAGCUGUACACCAAGCUGACCGAGAAACUGGAGGCCCAAAAGAAAAGUCCUCCCCAGCCAGACGAAGCCCCCUCCCUGGACCUGGGGCUCCAUCCUGUUAAAGUGCCCACUACAGCUUCCACUCCAACAACAUCGCUCUGAGAGAGGAGGUGGGAGGGAGCAGCAAAAUAAGGACACCAAUUAGUCUGAAAAAAGGAUGCUGAUAUUACAUGUUGAAUUUAGGUUGGCUCAUGAAACCACAAAAAAAACGACUAAAUGUAAUUUCCUCUGAGUACUAUGGUUAAGAUUUAGUUUGUUUUCUAAUACUUGUUUUAUUAAGAUGUCGUAUUUGAAGCAGUUUUCCAGCUUUAACAAUGUAACUCAGUUGCCAAUGUUUUUCAGUGUGAAUUAUUACUUUUUAAUUUUAGAAAUACGUAGUCUUGCUUAAUUAUUGUUGUAAGUAUAUUUUCUUAUGUACUGGAUCUAUAAAGACUGAAUGUCAAUGUGUGUGUAUGUACUGUUGUUUGUAUUGUGUCAGUGGUGACGCAAGCUUUAAAUAAAUACAUUUAGAAGUUUA
Messenger RNA from Oncorhynchus mykiss (rainbow trout), 2697 nucleotides. NCBI's taxonomy places the organism in Eukaryota, Metazoa, Chordata, Actinopteri, Salmoniformes, Salmonidae. The record is from RefSeq and is a predicted model, not a curated record.